Messenger RNA from Aspergillus niger, 1002 nucleotides. RefSeq lists its product as uncharacterized. The record is from RefSeq and is a predicted model, not a curated record. NCBI's taxonomy places the organism in Eukaryota, Fungi, Ascomycota, Eurotiomycetes, Eurotiales, Aspergillaceae. The coding region runs from base 1 to 1002 and encodes 333 amino acids. The transcript is spliced from 2 exons. Gene Ontology annotation, cellular component: mitochondrial inner membrane.
AUGGCGUUCUUCUUGCGACGCCCGUUCGCCGUCCCUACGGCGCUUCGGCAAAUCUCCAAACCUGCGAAUAGCGCUCGUUUCAUCCACAAUACGCCCUUCAAGCCCCAGUCCAAGCCUACCGGUCCCAUCUCCAUCUUCGCAAAGUCCCGUCAGACCUUCCAAAAUGCUUUCCGUCGCACCUACAUGCAGCCCUCCUACAAUGUUCAGGGUGGCAACAUCACCCAGAAGCUGAUCUACGGUGCCACUAUCAUCGGUGGUACUAUCCUGGCAACGAACUUCAUCUUCAACCGCGAAACCAGAGAGGAUGGUGGCAUGCCUCCGUUUGAGCGCAGCUACCUGAACGAGACGUUUAUGCACACUGGACUUGGUAUUGGUAUCAUUGGUAUCGCUGCUCGCGCUCUGCACACCAACGGAUGGUCUUACCGUUUGAUGGCUGCCAGCCCCUGGGCUGUCAUCGGUCUUGGUCUGGUUGCCAGCGUCGGAACCAUGUAUGGUACUCUGUACACCAACCCUGACAACUACGUCAUGAAGUAUGGUCUCUGGGCAGCUUUCAACGUCACCCAGGCCGCGCUCCUGUCUCCCCUGAUGUUCAUGCACCCGGCUAUCCUUGCUCGUGCUGGUCUUUACACCGCUGGAAUGAUGGGUGCGAUCGCUUUCGUCGGUGCCACUGCUAAGCAGGAGAAGUACAUGUACCUGGGUGCUCCUUUGCUCGCUGGUGUGACCAUUGUCGCUCUCUCCGGUUUCGCUCCUCUCGUCCUCCCCGCUACUGCCACCCGCGCUCUGCUGUGGUCUGAGAAGAUCUGGCUGUACGGUGGUCUCGCUGUCUUCGGUGGUUUCACCCUCUAUGACGUCCAGAAGAUUCUCCACCACGCCCGCAUGGCUCAGAGAGGCCUGGUCCGCAAGGAUGUCGUCAACGAGAGUAUCAGCCUUGAGUUGGACUUCAUCAAUAUCUUCGUCCGUAUGGUCCAGAUCCUGGGCAUGCGCAACAACAACCGGAGGUAA